AUGAUACUGGUAGGCUCUCCUCACAUACCAGCACAACCUGCCGCAAGACGCGACCAAGCAGCGGAACAUUUCGAUGAGAUGGGAAAUUUGGUGCUGCUCAAAGGUAAGGCGAGAUUGGUGGCGCUCGAUUAUCGCUGCCGUUCACCAAGCAGCAAAAAAGUGCAGUUUUGGGUGUGCAACGCCGGGCUGCUUGUGCGCGCCGAUGAUUGCUAUGCAGUGAGAUUGUCGGCGCGGAUUGGGAGGACUCUCGCUGGGCGUCUGGGUCUGCCCUUCGAGCGGCACUUGGUGGACUUUUGCAACUCGCCACUAUACCUCCCGACAAAGUGUUUGAAUAUUUCGAAAGACAGCACGGCCACGCUCUCAGUCGAAACAUCUCCGUUCGUGAAUCUUCUCCUGACAAUGCUCUUUGCUGCCAGUAGUCUCGACGCCUCAACUGGUGAAGCUGGAGUCCACGUCACACAACGGCUCGAGUCGCAUCAACGACUUCGUGAAUGAAUACCUGUGUCUCGCUGAUAUCAAACUGCUCGCCGUGAGGUGAUUGUCUUAAGUAAAGGCAAAAUUGCUCGAGUAGCUUUUAAAGCAGGCCUCAACUCUAAGAAUCCCUACCAGGAGUUGCUGCAGAUCUUGAGUUAGGAGGCUUCAGACGAGCAACAACUUGCCAGUUCUUGUUAUCGUCACUAGCACUACCUGGCUGGUAUACGUUAAGAGCUCGAUUUCCAAGCAAUACGACAGAGCGACAAGCUCCAAAAUAAACAUGUUUCAAUACUUUGCACACUACGCUACACGUUAAUACUCAGUUCAUCUACCUAGGAUAUCAAUACACUGGAACUUUUGCGAAGCAGUCGCUCGCCUCUCGCACUGGCCAACCAG
Messenger RNA from Phytophthora nicotianae INRA-310, 870 nucleotides. RefSeq lists its product as hypothetical. NCBI's taxonomy places the organism in Eukaryota, Oomycota, Peronosporomycetes, Peronosporales, Peronosporaceae. Bases 1 to 495 code for a protein of 164 amino acids. The record is from RefSeq and is a predicted model, not a curated record. The transcript has a single exon.